Messenger RNA from Aureobasidium namibiae CBS 147.97, 1497 nucleotides. Its product is annotated as cytochrome P450 oxidoreductase. The record is from RefSeq and is a predicted model, not a curated record. The annotation marks the transcript as partial. Gene Ontology annotation, molecular function: oxidoreductase activity, acting on paired donors, with incorporation or reduction of molecular oxygen; monooxygenase activity; heme binding. The transcript has 3 exons. Lineage: Eukaryota; Fungi; Ascomycota; Dothideomycetes; Dothideales; Saccotheciaceae.
GUCUUGACCCUCGAGAUCCUCGGACUGCUUGUCCUUGGCUAUAGCUUGGUAUGGACAGCCUAUGUUAGACUCUUCCAUCCCCUUAAACACAUACCUGGCCCCUCUUGGGCCUCUGUCUCCCGACUAUGGAUGGUACAUCGCAUUCGUCAAGGGGAUAUGGAGGUAGUGCAACGAAGGCUCUACGAACGAUACGGACCCCUGGUCGGGAUCGCACCCGAUGAAGUGGCAUGUGCCGACCCGGAAGCCAUUCGGAAGAUUUAUCGCACACAAGCACCAUUGAGCAAGACGCACUUUGACCCAGUGUGGGGGUCGAAUAACUUGUCCAAAUACCCGGACCACUUCGUCAAUACGGACGAAAAGCUUCACAGUAGUCGCAGACGUAUCGUCAAUAAUAUCUACAGCAUGUCCACCAUCCUCACCCUCGAACCGUAUAGCGACGAUUGUGGUGCCAUGUUGAUCCAACGGCUGGACAAAUUUGCGACUUCAGGCACAGUGGUUAACCUCGGGCAAUGGUUGCACUGGUAUGCCUUUGAUGUUAUCGGAGAGCUCUUCUUUGGGAAAGCCUUCGGUUUCAUGUCAGAAGCAGAAGAUCACAAGUCAUACAUCGGAGCACUGGAAACACUGGUUCCUGUCCUCUGCCAAGCUGCGGUCGCCUCUCCUAUAGUACAGCGCAUAACUCAUGGAUCUGCUGCUAUCAAUCCAGCUACGAAGGAAGCCACGAAAGCGAUCAAGCAUAUCGAGGAAGCCGCGCGUUUGAGUGUUGACGGGCGCCUCGAAGAUGAGGGGACAGGCAGGCACGAUCUACUGCGUCAUCUGCUUGAGAUCUCGAGAUCCAAGGGCGACAAGGUAGAUUUUGGUGUUGGCGAAGUCAAGCUAGAGGCUUACAGUGCCCUGUUCGCCGGAGCCAACACGACGGCCAUUGGCUUGAGGACUGUCUUCCAUCAUCUGCUCAAGCAUCCUCAUGUUUUACAAGACUUGCGCGAUGAACUGGACACUGCUGCUAGUGAGGGUCGCCUCUCUAAUCCGCCACGUUUCGCCGAAGCAUCAAAGCUUCCACUGCUGACGUCGACCAUCAAGGAAGCAAUGCGUCUCCAUCCGAGUGUGGCACUUACCAUGCCCCGGCUCGUCGGUGACUCAGGACUUGAGCUUGCUGGCACUGUGAUCCCGCCUGGUUGGAAGGUCGGUAUGAACGCUGCUGUGAUCGGACGCAGCAAAUCUGUGUACGGACCUGAUGCAGACGAGUUCCGUCCCCAAAGAUGGCUAGAAAGUGGUGGUGAGAUUUUGGACAGAUACAAUCUUGUAUUUGGUGGUGGAACUAGGACUUGCAUCGGCAAAAAUAUCUCUCUUAGCGAAAUACACAAGAUCGUGCCUCUGGUUGUACAGAGGUAUGAUAUCAGCUUGAAGCAUCCUGACAGAGCCUGGACCACCAAGAACUGUUGGUUCAACAAGCAGGAAGGUCUUGAGGUUCUGAUCAGCAGGAGGAAGUCUGAAUAUUAG